AUGUCUGCUGGGAGCCACGCAGUUCCGGAGGAUGUCGAGACAAGAGCCGCCUUCACAGGGAGAUCCUCCACGCUGAAUGAGCGUAUUGGGGGCGUAACAAAGACGGAGAGUUCGCCCUUGUUGUCAUCAACUCCUGUCACAGUGUCAAAAGUUUUAGUGAAAUCAUAUCCAUACUUCGUGAUUGCUGAUAAACUAUUGAGUGUGCUGACAUGGACCAAUGAAGAUACAUGGUUAAGUCUGCUGGUUGUGGGUAUCUAUGCUACUUUGGUGCUUUAUUUUGAAUCAAUUGUUACUUAUUUCGGUCAUAUAUUAGCUGUGGCCAUCUUGGUGGCUUAUUCAAUAUUGAGUAAACAUGUUGAAACCACGUUACAAUCCAAACCAACCUUAGAUGAUAUUGUGCAAUUACUUACCACUGUCACAGUUAAAGCUGAUUUAUUUUUCAAUCCAAUAACUUCAUUAGCUUUAACUUCAUAUGAUAUUAAAAGAUUGCUCUUCACUACAAUUUUCCUUUCACCUUUAUAUGUUAUAAUAACUUAUUUCAUAUUAACACCAAGAACUUUGUUAUUAUUAUUAGGACUUUAUUGUUUAACUUAUCAUUCAAUUUUCUCAAGAGUUACAAGAAAAGUAUUAUGGAAAUUUAGACUAGUAAGAUUAUUAUCAUUUUAUUUAACAGGUUUAGAUUUUGGUGGUAUUAAUAUUAAUAAAGAUUCUGGUAUCUUUGCAGCUGUUAAAAAAGUUAAUGAAAGAGUUGGUAUUAAGAAUAAAGAUGGUAAACCAAUUGUUUUCACUUAUGUUCUUUAUGAAAAUCAACGUCGUUGGUUAGGUAUUGGUUGGACUCCAAAUUUAUUAAGUUAUGAAAGAACUGCAUGGACUGAUGAAUUUUUAAAUGAAUCAUCACCAACUGAUAAAUUUGAAUUACCAGAAACUGAAAUUGGUUCAGGUCUUGUAUGGAGAUGGGUUGAUAAAUCAUGGAGAUUAGAUUUAACUAAUGAUGGUGCAUUUCAAUUACCAAGUUCUAAACCAAGAUCCACAGCAAAUCCUGGAAUUGAUGAUGGAUUUAUUUAUUAUGAUAAUACAUGGAAAAAACCAUCAACUGAAGAUUCAUUUUCCAAAUAUACAAGAAGAAGAAGAUGGAUUAGAACUGCAGAAUUAGUUCCUAUAAAUUCCAAAUCAACAACAUCAACUACCACCUCAAAUACAUCACCAAAUAAUUCAUCAACUACAACACCAACAAAAUCAACAAUACAACAUGAUCUUAUAAAUUCUAAAAAGGAACCAGUUCCAAUAGCAGAAAUUCAAAAUGUUCAGGCAUCAGGUAUAACAUCAGAAAAUUCAUCAUCACAAGAUGAUAAUAAAACUGCAAGAAAACGUAAAAGUUUAAGAUUUGAUGAUCAUCCAACAGUUUUAGAAUCUGUAAAAGCUUUAGAAUUGAGUAAAAAAAAUAAAGAAAAAGAAUUACAUAAAGAUCAAGAUAAAGAUCAUCAAAUUGAUGAAAAAGAGAAUCAAGAAGAGUUUGGAAAUAGUUUAAAAGAAAAGGAAAAAGAUAAUUAG
Messenger RNA from Hansenula ciferrii, 1551 nucleotides. Its product is annotated as PEX28-32 family peroxisomal membrane protein. Gene Ontology annotation, cellular component: peroxisomal membrane. Gene Ontology annotation, biological process: peroxisome organization. Bases 1 to 1551 code for a protein of 516 amino acids. The record is from RefSeq and is a predicted model, not a curated record. The transcript has a single exon. Lineage: Eukaryota; Fungi; Ascomycota; Saccharomycetes; Phaffomycetales; Wickerhamomycetaceae.